Archocentrus centrarchus (flier cichlid) is the source of this 3814-nucleotide messenger RNA. It is a transcript of the gene grid1a, whose product is annotated as glutamate receptor, ionotropic, delta 1a. Gene Ontology annotation, cellular component: membrane. The transcript is spliced from 17 exons. Gene Ontology annotation, biological process: monoatomic ion transport. Gene Ontology annotation, molecular function: signaling receptor activity; ligand-gated monoatomic ion channel activity. The record is from RefSeq and is a predicted model, not a curated record. Bases 254 to 3475 code for a protein of 1073 amino acids. Lineage: Eukaryota; Metazoa; Chordata; Actinopteri; Cichliformes; Cichlidae.
CCCACCUUCCUGCGGUCGGCUUGUUUUUGUUGGUUUAAAAGAGAGCAAGAGAGAGAGGGGAAAAAAAAAAAAAAACUGUAGUCAUUUCUAUAGGGUUUACGCGGGUCUUGUCUAUCAGGAGGAGGAUCGUGGUACUAUUUGGCACUGGGUUUUGAUCAUCUGUCUUUCUUUCUUUUUUCUUUUGGGUGCUCCAUUUGGACAGUACAGGACAGCCGAGCAGAGCUUGGAUGAUCCGCCUCAUUGAAAUCCCGAGAUGGAGUUGCUGCUGAUCUGCCUUUCCCUGUGGAUAUUGCAAUGCAAUUCGGCCAAAGCGGACUCAAUCAUACAUAUUGGUGCCAUAUUCGAAGAAAACGCUGUAAGAGAUGACGAGAUUUUCCAACUUGCCAUCUCAGACCUGAGUCUGAGCGAUGACAUUCUCCAGAGCGAGAAAAUCACCCACUCUGUGAAACUUAUCGAGCCUAACAACCCUUUCCAGGCUGUGCAAGAAGCAUGUGAGCUGAUGAACCAAGGGAUCCUCGCGCUGGUCACAUCCACGGGUUGUGCAGCUGCAAGUGCCCUGCAGUCUCUGACAGAUGCAAUGCACAUCCCCCACCUCUUCAUUCAAAGAAAUGGGGAUGGUGCACCCCGCACUGCCUGUCAGCUCAACCCCAGCCCAGACGGAGAGAGUUACACACUGGCUGCACGUCCACCUGUUCGAAUCAGCGAUGUUCUGCUCACUCUUGUCUCUGAACUGCACUGGCAGAAGUUCAUCAUCUUUUAUGAGAGCGACUACGAUAUCCGGGGUUUGCAAACCUUUAUGGACCAGGCGUCUCGGCUGGGUCUAGAUGUUUCCUUGCAGAGGGUGGACCGCAACGUUAGUCGGGUAUUUACUGACCUCUUCAACACAAUGCGCACUGAGGAACUCAACCGGUACCGGGACACGUUACGGAGGGCCGUGUUGCUCAUGAGCCCUCGAGGUGCACAGGUGUUCGUCCACCAGGCUGUGGAAACCAACCUGGCAUCCAAGGACAGCCACUGGGUCUAUGCCAAUGAGGAGGUGAGCGAUUCGGACAUCAUGGAGCUAGUUCACAGCUCCCUUGGUCGAAUGACCAUCAUUCGUCAGAUCUUCCCGUUGUGGAGGGACACCAAUGUUCGUUGUAUGAGAAACAAUCAUCGCAUCUCCUCUCUGCUCUGUGACCCGCAGGAGGGUUAUCUGCAGUCCCUGGAGGUGUCCAAUCUCUACCUGUAUGACAGUGUCCUGAUGCUGGCAAACGCCUUCUAUAGGAAACUGGAGGACAGGAAGUGGCACAGUAUGGCCAGCUUAAACUGCAUGAGGAAGUCAACCAAGCCAUGGAAUGGGGGAUGGUCUAUGCUGGACACUAUUCAAAAGGGGCGGAUAAGUGGCCUGACUGGACUGAUGGAUUUCCGUGCUGAAGGCUCUAAUUCUCAUGUACAGUUUGAGAUUCUUGGGACCAGCUACAGCGAGACAUUCGGGAAAGAUGUGAAACGGCUUGCAACUUGGGACUCCACUCGUGGUUUGAACGGUAGCCUAAAGGAGAAUCGGAUAGAGAGCGGUAUGCAUGGGGUAACACUCAAGAUUGUAACAUUACUGGAAGAGCCUUUUGUGAUGGUGGCAGAAAAUAUUCUGGGCCAACCCAAGAGAUACAAGGGUUUUUCAAUUGAUGUGCUGGAUGCCCUCGCUAAGAUCCUGGGCUUCAAGUAUGAUAUCUACCAGGUUGGAGAUGGAAAGUAUGGCUCAGCACUCCCUAAUGGAUCCUGGAAUGGUAUGAUUGGCGAACUCAUUGGCAAGCGUGCUGACUUGGCCAUAUCAGCAAUCACCAUCACGCCAGAGCGCGAGACUGUGGUUGAUUUCAGCAAACGCUACCUGGAUUACUCAGUGGGAAUUUUGAUGCACAAGUCAGAAGAAAAGAUCAACAUUUUUUCUUUACUGGCACCAUUUGACCUGGCAGUCUGGGCGUGCAUUGCCGCAGCCAUCCCUGUGGUGGGCAUCAUGAUCUUCCUGCUCAGGCGCAUCCAGGCAGUGCGCUGCCAGAACAAUACAGCCGGUCAUCCUCCGCCUACCGUUUCCACUUCGCUUCAGAGCGCUAUUUGGAUUGUCUACGGUGCUUUUGUGCAACAAGGUGGUGACUCCAUCCUGGGAUCAGUGGCUCUCCGUAUCGUCAUGGGCAGCUGGUGGCUUUUCACCCUUAUCGUGUGUUCAUCCUACACAGCAAACCUGGCAGCCUACCUCACCGUGUCACGCAUGGACAAUGCUGUUCGAUCAUUCCAGGACCUGUCCAAGCAGGUGGACCUGGUUUAUGGGACAGUGAGGGACUCGGCUGUGUAUGAGUAUUUCAGGGCCAAAGGCACCAACCCUCUGGAGCAAGACAGCACAUUUGCCGAGCUCUGGAAGGUCAUCAACAAAAACAACGGCUUUGAGAACUCUGUAUCCAGCCCUUCAGAGGGUAUCAAGAAGGCGAAGCGCGAGUCAUAUGCCUUUCUGUGGGACAUGGCAGUGGUAGAGUAUGCUGCUCUGACAGACGAUGACUGCACGUUGACUAUAGCGGGAAACAGCAUGAGCACCAGAGGCUACGGCAUGGCCCUGCAGCACGGCAGUCCUUACAGAGACAUCUUCUCACAGAAGAUUUUGGAGCUUCAAGAAAAAGGUGAUCUCGACAUCUUGAAGCAGAAGUGGUGGCCGAAGAAAGGUCGUUGUGACCUGCAGAGCCACACAGAAGCCCAGCCGGAGGGACGAGCACUCCGUCUUCACAGCUUUGCCGGUGUCUUCUGCAUCCUUGCUGCAGGGCUCCUGCUGGCCCUCCUAGUAGCUGCACUGGAAACAUGGUGGAACAGCAACCAUUGCCGGCGAGAGCAGCCCAAAGAGGUGACUAAGGAUUACGGUCUGCAAAGGGUUUCUGGAUCAUUGACAUAUAAUGACAUAACAAGCUCGUUACCAGAAGGGAGGCGGGACAUUUGGACUGACAGAGAGACAGACUGGGAGGAGGCCGUGGCUCUUGACACAGGUUCAGGAGAGGUUCUAUACACGCUCUUUGGCUCUGCCUUUCUUUCCCGUCUAUUUUUAGGACAAAGAAGUGAACCUGGAACAGGUCCAUCAACGUUUGAACAGCCUCCUGGACGAGGACUUAGCCCACAAGCAGCUGCCAGGCCAAUCUAUAGAGAUCUCUGCCCUGGACAUUGGCAGCAUGCAACCCAGCCAAUCUCUGGAGGCUUUGUCUGUUCGGGAUUAUCCAGCCCAUCGCGGACCACCACCACUCUCUGUGCCCACCUUCCUCCAGGAGGGUCAUGGGGCAGGAAGGACACUGGGCGUGUCCGCUGGCAGGACCUUGCCUCUGCCCCUCAGCAGUGCCACCAUGCCCUCUAUUCGCUGCAAACACAGGGCACCCAACGGGGGGCUCUUCCGGCAGAGCCCAGUCAAGACACCCAUGCCCAUGUCCUACCAACCAGUGCCAGGAGGACCCAUCCCAGAAGCCAGUGACGCCAGCCAUGGGACAUCCAUUUGAGCACGCUGAACAUUCACAGACACUCAAGCUCAAACAGAAUAGUGAAGAGCUCAUCCGAGUGCCAACCAGUGUGACGAGCUAUAAAUAAAAUGCUAAAAAGGAUUUUUAUUACCAAUGAGAUGACACAUGAAAAGACACAAAGACUUUAAUGUACAUAUUUGUAAGUACAAAGAGAGAGAAGCAACAUUAAAAAGUGUAUUUUGAAUAUUCUCAACAGUUGAGUUUAAAAAACAAAAAAGUAUUAAAAAAUGACUGAAUGGCUUGUAAAUUUUGUUCUAAAUGAAUAAAGGUGACAAUUCUUUGUGGUUGUUUUC